Molecule: messenger RNA, 665 nt
Organism: Mizuhopecten yessoensis (Yesso scallop)
Lineage: Eukaryota; Metazoa; Mollusca; Bivalvia; Pectinida; Pectinidae
Product: high affinity cGMP-specific 3',5'-cyclic phosphodiesterase 9A-like
Exons: 5
Coding region: 399-665 (88 amino acids)
Source: RefSeq, a predicted model, not a curated record
GUACUUCAAGAUAUACUACAGUUAUACGGAGCUCGUGUCAUUCUGGCAGACAUUAUCACAGCACAGCUGUUUUGAAGAAGAAUCAUGCUCACAGUUGGACAACACCACACGCUCGCUUCGUUUGACUCAUAAAGCCAUUUGGAGAGUUUAUCACAUACAAGAUAUGCCUAAUGACUCGUAGCGCGGACUAGUGUUCGUCUUGGAAUUGGCAGCAACUCUUGAAGUCGUGUUGAAUGUUCUAGAAUUUGUUGACAAAAACGAUUUACUGUCCCUACUACAGUGUGUACUUCCGGUGUUAUUAACGAUGUCCAUCGGUUUUCUCAUUUGAAGAGAUACAUUUUAUUUCAGUAAAUUGUUUAACGUCUCGUUGAAGAUUAACACCGACUGUGAAGCUGACAAUGGGAAGCGGAUCGUCCAUCGACACCUCUAAGACAAUCCACUUGUCUAUCGCUGGAAAAAGCGAAAAGAUUAUUUUGAGCCGGUUCUGUGGUUCCAGAGACAUCCAUGAUCUGAUAGCACAAGCAGCAGGAGUCAGCAGAUAUUCCGGAAUAACACUAAGGGACAUCGAUGGAGCCCUGGUCCCCAUAUCGCCAUCCAUGACCAAGAACGGGGCAUCGUCCCCAUAUGAAGUCGUAAUAACCUCACCCACAGCUGCCAAUGGAUAG